AUGGAAGAAACAACGCGGGAAAAAUUAACGGCCAACAUACGAGUGUUUCUGUUGAUAAUAAUGGUAACCUUUGUUUGCGUGAUUCCCUGCAUACAUUCUCUGAUAAGAGUUUGGGGCGAUCUGAUGUCGAUGACGGACAAUUUACAGUUCACUUUACCUUUAGUGUCGAUGAUACUGAAGCUUAUUAUCAUGUGGAGUAAAAGAGCAGCUCUUGCGCCACUUCUAUACAUGAUCGCUAAAGAUUGGCUGAGACUGAAGUCUGAUAAAGAACGGAAGACCAUGAUAAAAUGCGCACGGAUUCCUCGCAUGAUCAUAAUCUGCGGAUUCGUCAUAAUGUUCGCGUCGUUUAUUUUAUUAUUUAUUCUGCCGAGCUUUGGAAUCACCAUGCGAUACAUCACAAACGUAACCGAUCCGGGCAAACCAUUGCCUCUGCAAACAUAUUACUUCUACGAUACAGAUACGAGUCCGUACUUCGAGCUCACAUUCGUCGCACAAGGAGUUACUCUCAUGGUGUCUGCCAUGGGUUAUACGGCGAUUGACAGUCUCUUUGGAUUGGUGGUUUUCCAUGUAUGCGGUCAAUUGGAGAAUCUUAAAGACCGUUUAAUGAUGGGUUCUGCAAAAAUGUCAAAUUUCGAUCAUGUCUUAGCGGACGCUAUGAGGGAUCAUGUACGCCUUAUCAGGUUUUGUACAUAA
Wasmannia auropunctata (little fire ant) is the source of this 693-nucleotide messenger RNA. RefSeq lists its product as uncharacterized. Gene Ontology annotation, biological process: sensory perception of smell; detection of chemical stimulus involved in sensory perception of smell. The record is from RefSeq and is a predicted model, not a curated record. Gene Ontology annotation, molecular function: odorant binding; olfactory receptor activity. The transcript has 2 exons. Lineage: Eukaryota; Metazoa; Arthropoda; Insecta; Hymenoptera; Formicidae. The coding region runs from base 1 to 693 and encodes 230 amino acids. Gene Ontology annotation, cellular component: plasma membrane.